Molecule: messenger RNA, 1240 nt
Organism: Bactrocera oleae (olive fruit fly)
Lineage: Eukaryota; Metazoa; Arthropoda; Insecta; Diptera; Tephritidae
Gene: Cnep1r2
Product: CTD nuclear envelope phosphatase 1 regulatory subunit 2
Cellular component (GO): cytoplasm; Nem1-Spo7 phosphatase complex
Source: RefSeq, a predicted model, not a curated record
CAGAAAUUUGAUCAAUUCAAAAUUAAACAGCGAAAUUUAAUUUUUAAUUACCACCGAGUUGUAAACUAUUUCGGAGAUAAAAUCAAAGAAGACAAAACUUAAUGGCGGCAAAUGGAACUAACAUUGUUCAAUUGGUUCAAUGACCAUCUGCUAAAUGUCAACCAUAACGUCAACAAAGUUGCAACUCUGAUUGUUUGACGUUUAAUUUUAGACAGUUCUUAAAGCGGCUCGACGUUACUGACAUCAGUUGUCAGAAACUAAACAUACCCAUUAUUUUAGGACUAAUAAGUAACUCAAUGUAAAAUUUAACUUCAGAAAAUUAAUUGAAAUAAUUGAAUGCCCCAACAAGUCGCAAAGAAAAUGUGGAACUAAUAUAGAAUUUUUGGUUUUUAAAGUUUAACAUAAAAUCAUAGUACAUAAAUUAUUCGAACCAUGGAACCAUCAGCAUGUGAAGAUUUGAAAGCAUUUGAGCGCAGGCUCACGGAAGUAGUAUCGUCUUAUGGGCCGACUACAUUGCGAUGGCGGGUAGUUCUUGCCACAAUUUCAAUGUGUACAGCUAUUGGAGCGUUUUAUUGGCUUAGGGAUCCCCGCACCUCAAUUGUGCCUCUAAUAGAAUCAUUGUUAUUGCAUCCAAUAUUUACGUUUGCCACCUUAAUGCUGGUUAUUCUCUUUGUUAUGGGCAUACAUAAACUAGUAUUUGCUCCUAAAAUUAUCACGACACGUAUGCGGACUGUACUUAGCGAUUUCAAUAUGAGUUGCGAUGACACGGGAAAAUUGAUUCUUAAACCGCGACCUAAUAAUAAUCUAGACGGCAGUAUUCGUUAGUUAAAAUACAUAUUGUUUAUAUCUACUAUAGAUUGGCGAUGUUGGCACCAAAUUAUAGUUUAAAUUAUAAUAUCUAUACUUUAUCCCGCUAUUGUAAAUUGGAUUGUUUAUUAAAGUGUUUCCGUUUUAGAUUAUUUUGUUUUAUAAUAAUUUGAUAAAUCAGUUAACUAAUGUAACUCGAUUUAAUUGAACCUGUACUCCUAAUAUAAAAUAUAUAAUUUGCGAACGCGUAUCUUUCGUUUAUUUAAUCGAUUUAUAAUAAAGUAAUCGAAUAGUUAAUGAAGUCUUCUAGAAUUUGACUUUUUAUAAAUAUAUGUAUGUAAAUAAUGGUAUAUAAUGCGAGUGAAAUACGCAAAAUAUAUUUACUCAAAUUAAGCAAGAAAAAAGUUCAGUUAUAGUUUAAUUAUGCAUCUAU